GUCCAUUCCUGGGCAAACGACGCAUUGGGCAAGUUGGGAGUCAAGGUUACGAAUGGAUGACUUUCUCACAGGUAGAAGAGCAGGCAAUACUGUUCGCUUCUGGACUAAUCGCCCUUGGCAGCCAGCCAGGCCAGGAAACCUUUAUUGGGAUUUUCUCCCAAAAUAGACCAGAGUGGGUCAUCGUUGAUGUAGCUUGCAUGUAUUAUUCAAUGAUAUCAGUACCAUUUUACAACACCGUAGACAUCAAAGGUUGUGACAGGAUCAUAUCACAGACAAACAUGGAAACUAUCGUUUGCGAUACACUGGAAAAAGCCGAACGCCUCCGACUGGAACAUUCGGCUCUUCGGAGUCUCAAAACUGUCAUCGUCAUGGACCUUCCCAUUGAAGGUUUAGGGGAGCAGAAAGCCAUGUUUGAAGCUGAGGGACUAAAGCUGAUGUCAUUUGAUGACGUCGUUACUUGUGGAACGAAAAAUAUAGUCGACAGAGUGUUACCUAAACCUGAAACCGUAUGCACUCUCAUUUACACUAGCGGUACAACAGGAGUACCAAAGGGCGUACCUCAUACGCAUAAAGGCCUCAUCGCUACACAUGCUUACGCCUGGCAGAUUGCAUCGAUGGAUAUUGUACCAAACCACAAUGAUACGGUAAUAUCUUAUCUCCCCCUGCCACACGUCUACGAAAGAACGAAUUUGCAAUCCUGCAUGAUGGCUGGCACUCAAGUUGGUUUCUUCCAAGGUGAUCCGCUGAAACUCCUAGAUGACAUUCAAACCUUGAGACCCUCUAUGCUGGCUACCGUACCAAGGGUGCUAAACAGAUUAUAUGAUAGGGUGAUGUCGAACGUGAAUGCCGCCAAUUUACCAAAGAGGGCACUCUUUCAUCAUGCACUCAAGCAAAAAUUAAAGAUGAUAGACAGUGGCGACAACAGGACAGACACAAUCUGGGACAAGUUAGUGUUCAACAAAAUUCGGAGUCUUCUCGGAGGACGAAUCCAGUUUGUUUGUUCAGCUGCCGCCCCCCUCUCACCUGACACUGCACAGUUCAUCCGGGCAGCUAUGAGCCCUAAUUAUCUCGAGGCCUAUGGACAGACCGAAGCUCCACUCAUCUGUCACAGCCUAACACAUGAUCAUACUAGUGGUCACGUGGGUAUCCCAGGAGGCGAUGUACAGAUCAAGUUGAUUGAUGUACCUGAAUUGGAUUAUUACUCCAAAGAUGAUCAAGGAGAGGUGUGUGUGAAAGGAAGCCAUAUCUUUAGUGGUUACUACAAAGAUCCCGAGCUUACCAGUCAAGUCUUACAAGACGGUUGGGUCAAAACAGGCGAUAUCGGCAGAUGGAACAAGAGGGGAAGUCUAUCGAUCAUUGAUCGUAAGAAGGAUAUCUUCAAGCUGUCGCAGGGUGUCUACAUAGCCCCAGAGAGGAUUGAGAAUGUCUACCUCAGAGAACCUCUAGUUGCUCAGGCUUUCGUCACUGGUGACACAACCAAGAAUAGUCUAGUUGGGAUAAUGGUUCCGGAUCAAGAAGAACUUGAAAAGUUUGCCAAGAACCAUAAAAUCCCCGGAUGCUUUGAAGAGCUUUGUCAGAAUGAGAGAGUGAAAGAAGUCAUUUUCUCUCGAGUGAUGAAACAUGGUAAGGCAGAGGGACUCGCUGGCUUUGAACAGGUUAAGGGCAUUCAUAUCCAUUCUGAGCCAUUUACCGAAGACGCUGGACUUCUCACCCCAACACUGAAGAGCAAACGGAAUGUAAUGAAACAGAUCUUCGCUGAGGAGAUCGAUGAAAUGUACUCUGAAAUCGAUCAGGGAUCAAAAUAGGUUGAACUGAGACUGAGGAAGAGGGCUGGAGAAUUACUGCCAAAGGGGAUUUUAAAGAAAAUAUUCACAUCAACUAAAAAAAUAUUUAAAUAAAAAGAGAAAAAUCCAACAAGCAAAACGCUAAAACGUUUAUCAGAAUCGGGUGUAAAUUUAAGAAAGAUAUGACAUCUUAACAUUUUGCUUAAUUUCAUUAAAUGUAAACAGGGUCGUAUUUAAGCUGAAAGCGAGAAAGCAAAGCGACCAAGCUUGGCCAGCGUUUUUGCAUUUUGUAAAGCAAAGACAAUUUUAAGGUGAUAUUG
Molecule: messenger RNA, 2104 nt
Organism: Lytechinus variegatus (green sea urchin)
Lineage: Eukaryota; Metazoa; Echinodermata; Echinoidea; Temnopleuroida; Toxopneustidae
Product: long-chain-fatty-acid--CoA ligase 5-like
Exons: 17
Coding region: 57-1805 (582 amino acids)
Biological process (GO): long-chain fatty acid metabolic process
Cellular component (GO): endoplasmic reticulum; membrane
Molecular function (GO): long-chain fatty acid-CoA ligase activity
Source: RefSeq, a predicted model, not a curated record